Molecule: messenger RNA, 729 nt
Organism: Monosiga brevicollis MX1
Lineage: Eukaryota; Choanoflagellata; Craspedida; Salpingoecidae
Exons: 5
Coding region: 1-729 (242 amino acids)
Biological process (GO): protein O-linked glycosylation
Molecular function (GO): protein binding; glycosyltransferase activity
Source: RefSeq, a predicted model, not a curated record
AUGGCGAUGCGCAUGGCAGCAGCAGCAGCAGCAGCGGGGACUUUGACCCGUCGAGCCACGGUGGCUCGACGGGCCUUGGGUUCCUCCUGGUUUUCCCGUCUUGCACAGCAGGCCAAGGUGUCAGUGGCACUAUCUCAGCGUGCCUGCUUGAGCCUCAGUACCGAACAGGAGGCAAAACUCGAAUCCCUGGCCGAGCGGGCAGAGCAUUUCGUCACCACUUCUUGUGCUCUGAAUUAUCCUCUCUCUCCACCGCGCCCCACCACUCAGACUCGCUCGCCCCUAGGCAAUCAGUUUGAUGAGGCCAUCAUGGCCUACAAUGAAGCCAUGGCGAUUGAACGCCGCUCCGAUCUGGUUUACAAUGCCGCCGUGGUCAACUUGAUGAAGCGCAACCUGCAAGAUGCCAAGGCGUUGCUUAUUGAGAGCAUCGAGCGCAACCCCAGCAGUGCAGAAGCCCACAACAACCUGGGUUGCCUCUAUGCUGAGCUAGGCCAAGCAGACAAGGCCCGCACUCAUUUGAAGAAGGCGCUUCAGCUCAUGCCCCAGGACGCCAGCACUGCCAUGAACCUUGCACUGAUUUGUGAUAAGCUCGGUCACCUGGAAGACGCUCGCCACUACUACAAAUCCGCCAUUGCUCUGGAUCCUCGCAUGCCACGGGAACCUCUUCGCAACAUCGAGGCCAAGCUUUUAGCCCAGCGCUCCGCCGCCAGUUUGUUAUCAUCCUGGUGGUGA